GGACUUCCGGAGGAUGAGAAACCAGUGAGAAUACUGAGGGAUACUGGUGGUUCCCAAUCAUUUAUCCUUUCCAACCUACUGCCAUUCAACACCAACACAUCCUGCAAUGCAAGCACAAUAAUACAAGGAAUUGGGAUGGCCUAUGUGUUGGCACCAUUACAUCAUGUGCACCUAAAGUCAAAGCUGGCUUCUGGUUUCUGCAAGGUUGCGGUGAGAAACUCAUUUCCUGUUCAGGGGGUUGAAUUUAUAA
This is a messenger RNA of Austrofundulus limnaeus, 250 nucleotides long. RefSeq lists its product as uncharacterized. Gene Ontology annotation, molecular function: nucleic acid binding. Lineage: Eukaryota; Metazoa; Chordata; Actinopteri; Cyprinodontiformes; Rivulidae. The record is from RefSeq and is a predicted model, not a curated record.